CUAAAGAUCUACAAUCUAGAUCAAUGACUAAAUUUCAAACAGUCACAGCUAAGGAGAUCACCAGAUUCGGACUGUGUCUCCCUGAAUUGCUCUACUUAAUUAUGCCCGAGGUGAAGGCUGCUGAUCUGGUGAUGUAGCACCGCUGCUGCUGCUGCUCCUAGGUGUGGCUCUCGCUCUGGUGAUGAACCGGCUGAGAGGAGGAAUGGAGGAACUGGAGCUGUGACUGGGGCUGAAUGACAGGGAAAUGGGAGGAAACAGCACCAGCUUUCACAGUUUUCCCGGAGCGAAAGUCAUGGACAUUGCCAAACGGAUCCCAGAGCUCAUCCACAAUCACCCAACAGAGCCACCCUUCCAAUAUGGCUGACUCCCUCCAGACCGUCAUGGAUUAUGCAGUUGCUGUCGCACGAAAAGCUGGUGAGGUGGUGCAGGCGGCCCUGGCUGGUGACAGGAAGGUGAUGACGAAAAGUUCAGCCGUGGAUUUGGUGACUCAAACUGACCAGAAGGUGGAGAAACUCAUUAUCCAAUCAGUGAAGGAGAAGUUCCCCACACACAGGUUCAUAGGGGAGGAGUCAGUCGCUGCAGGUGAGGCUUGUGAGCUGACCAACGAACCCACCUGGAUCAUAGACCCCAUCGAUGGAACCACUAACUUUGUUCACUCGUUUCCGUUUGUGGCCGUUUCUAUUGGAUUCUCUGUAAACAAACAGGUGGAGGUGGGAGUGGUCUACAGCUGUCUAGAAGACAAGAUGUUCACGGCGAGGCGGGGGAGAGGAGCAUUCUGUAACGGAGAGCCACUGCAGGUUUCUGAGCAGACAGAUGUCCAUCAGUCGAUUAUCGCCACAGAGUUUGGGUCAAACAGAGACCCGGAAGUUGUUGACAAAAUAUUCUGCAGCAUGAAGAAUGUCCUGAAACUGCCAGUGCAUGGUGUGCGCAGUGCCGGGACGGCAGCCAUCAACAUGUGUCUGGUGGCUUCUGGCUGUGUGGAGGCCUACUACGAGAUAGGGAUGCACGUGUGGGAUAUUGCUGCCGGGUCUUUGAUCGUGUCUGAGGCCGGAGGACUUGUGUUGGACGUGGAUGGAGGACAAGUAGACCUGAUGUCCAGGAGAGUGCUUGCUGCCAACAACAGAAGCAUUGCAGAGAAAAUAGUGAAGGAGAUUGUCCUCUUCAGACCCCCCAGGGACGAUGCUCUAGAUCACAAACAAUAAUCAAUAAAGUUCAAUUUUAUUUAAAA
Molecule: messenger RNA, 1228 nt
Organism: Nothobranchius furzeri (turquoise killifish)
Lineage: Eukaryota; Metazoa; Chordata; Actinopteri; Cyprinodontiformes; Nothobranchiidae
Source: RefSeq, a predicted model, not a curated record